UCGGAGGCCGCCACCGCUUUGCUUGCUCCGUGCCGGGGCGCAGGGUUCCGCCCGGUGCCCCGCCUGGCCGGGGAAGGGGGCGGGAGGAGGGCAGGGCUGGCGGCGACAGCGACCUGGGGACGAGUCCCGUGGCCUGCGCCGGGACGCGGACGCGGCCGGGCGCGGCUGGGCCAUGCUGCCUUUGUGCCACGCCGGGCGGGUGGCGCGCGGUGCGCAGGGUCCCGGCGUCCCCGCGAGCGCGCGCGGCGGGGGCCGCUGCUGAGCGGCGGAGGGAGCCGGGUCUCGCUCGGCUGCAGGGUAAGGCCAGCUGUGCACACGAACUUCGGUUCUUCACUUCCAGCGAGCCAGAGCUUUGUAAAUGGACUCUGACAUGGACUACGAACGACCCAACGUUGAGACCAUCAAGUGCGUGGUCGUGGGCGACAACGCCGUGGGGAAGACUCGCCUCAUCUGUGCCCGGGCCUGCAACACCACCCUGACCCAGUACCAGCUGCUGGCCACCCAUGUACCCACCGUGUGGGCCAUUGACCAGUAUCGUGUCUGCCAGGAGGUCUUGGAGCGGUCCAGGGAUGUCGUUGAUGAAGUGAGCAUCUCCCUCAGGCUUUGGGACACAUUUGGAGAUCACCACAAAGACAGACGGUUCGCAUACGGCAGGUCCGAUGUUGUGGUCCUCUGCUUUAGCAUUGCGAACCCCAACUCCCUAAAUCAUGUGAAAACCAUGUGGUAUCAAGAAAUCAAGCACUUUUGCCCUCGAACACCUGUUGUCCUGGUUGGCUGCCAGCUAGACCUCCGCUACGCCGACCUGGAGGCCGUUAACCGGGCCAGACGCCCCUUAGCAAGGCCCAUAAAAAGAGGUGACAUUUUGCCCCCAGAAAAAGGCCGCGAGGUGGCGAAGGAACUUGGCAUCCCUUACUAUGAGACCAGCGUGUUUGACCAGUUUGGCAUCAAGGACGUGUUCGACAAUGCCAUCCGCGCAGCCCUCAUCUCCCGCCGGCACCUGCAAUUCUGGAAAUCCCACUUGAAAAAAGUCCAGAAGCCCCUGCUUCAGGCGCCCUUCCUACCUCCGAAAGCUCCUCCCCCGCUCAUAAAGGUCCCCGAGUGUCCGUCCACCGGGACGAGCGACUCCGCCUGUUUACUGGACAACCCCCUGUGUGCCGACGUCCUCUUCGUUCUCCACGACCAGGAGAACAUCUUUGCGCACCGCAUUUACCUCGCUACCUCUUCUUCCAAAUUCUAUGACCUUUUUUUAAUGGAGUGUGAAGAAUCCCCAGGUUGGGGUGGAGGAGCUGGUGAGGAGGUGCCAUGCAGGGAUUUUCAGGGGCGGACGCAAAGUCUUGGAUCAGCCGAGGAAGGGAAGGAGGGCUCCCAGAGGACCCUUCAGGCUAACCCGGGAGCAUCUUCAGGCCAUGACCUUCCCGAGAGUCAGGCUUUACAGACUGAUGCCUCGGGUUCUGAGGCACACGCCCUGUCCGGCUGGAGCAAGGGGUUUGUCAGCAUGCACAGGGAGGUGCGGGUCAACCCCAUUUCCAAGCGGCUGGGUCCAGUGACCGUGGUCAGGCUGGACCCUUCGAUGCAGUCUGGCCCUUUCCGGACCCUGCUGAGAUUCCUCUAUUCUGGGCAGCUGGAUGAAAAGGAGAAAGAUCUGCUGGGGCUGGCUCAGAUGGCCGAGGUCCUGGAGAUGUUUGAUCUGAGGAUGAUGGUGGAGAAUAUCAUGAACAAGGAAGCCUUUAUGAACCAGGAGAUCACGAAAGCCUUCCACGUCAGGAAAGCCAAUCGGAUCAAAGAAUGUCUUAGCAAGGGCACCUUCUCAGACGUGACAUUCACCUUGGAUGAUGGAGCCAUCAGUGCCCACAAGCCGCUGCUGAUCUGUAGCUGCGAGUGGAUGGCGGCCAUGUUCGGGGGCUCCUUUGUGGAGAGUGCCAACAGCGAGGUUCACCUCCCAAAUAUAAACAAGAUGUCGAUGCAGGCGGUGUUGGAAUACCUCUACACCAAGCAGUUGUCGCCCAACUUGGACCUGGACCCCCUGGAGUUAAUUGCCUUGGCAAACAGAUUUUGCCUGACACACUUGGUUGCACUCGUAGAGCAGCACGCUGUCCAGGAGCUCGCCAAGGCCGCCGUCAGUGGUAUGAGCAUCGAUGGUGAAGUUCUUUCCUACUUGGAGCUGGCGCAGUUUCACAAUGCCAACCAGCUAGCCGCCUGGUGUCUACAUCACAUCUGCACCAACUACAACAGCGUCUGCUCCAAGUUCCGAAAGGAAAUCAAAUCCAAGUCAGCAGACAACCAGGAGUACUUUGAGCGGCACCGCUGGCCCCCUGUGUGGUACCUGAAGGAAGAAGACCACUACCAGCGUGUGAAGAGGGAACGAGAGAAAGAGGACCUGGCACUGAACAAGCACCAUUCGAGGAGAAAGUGGUGUUUUUGGCAUUCGUCCCCAGCUGUCGCCUGAGGAGGAGAGAGGGAGGGAGACCGUCCCCCGCUGAAGGCCACCUCCACGGUUGACAGCUCUACUGUAAAAACCAGUCUCCUUAGCCAUCCGUGCAGUUAGGGUUCGGGGCACUGGCUUUUCCACUUGUGUGCAUUUAUCUCCACCAGGAUCAGAGCACAAGCUUGCCAUCGAUGAUGAGCCAGGACAGAAAAGGGAAGCUGACAGACUUCGAAUUCCUUCAACUCAUAAUGUCCUUUUUUGUUGUUGUUUUUUUUUUUUCCUUCUUAGGAAGCUUUACUACACUUUAGUCCGUUACUUUGUUCCUUUUGAUACAAAGAGAAACAAAACCCAGCUUUGGUGUCUCAGAUUCCAGAUUGGAGACUAUUUUUCUACGGACUCCUGUAUUUCGCUAAAGUGACAAUACUGAGUAUUACUUUACUUUAUAGGACACACAUUGACCAUGAAGUUGCCCCCCCCACCCCACCCCCGUGGCUCUCUCGGCCCAGGUGACCACUGGACGUCACUCUUAAUUACAGAGAUAUCCUUUUGUCGUGAGGUAAAGGGUUGGGCUGAAAUGGCCUGAGGUAUAUAUACAAGCUGGAGGUGCUUCAUCUUUGUUCUGAUGAGCGACACUGGUAUAAUUACCUAUUUACAGGAUUUCCUUUUUAAGUGCUAGUAAUUAUAUGGUUAUCUGUGCCGUAUAACUACGGUGAGGGCAAAUAUCCUACUUUUAAAAUAUCUAGAUUCAAAGAGGAUAAUUUUUAUCAUCAUUAGAAGGGCUUAUUCAACCCCAAUCCUAUCAGGGGCAAGACUGACUGCCGGACCUGGGUCCCUACAACGCCGUUUGAGUCCUACCAUUGGAUAACUGUGUCAAGGGUUGGUGGUUUUCAGUGUUCUGUGAUUUUGCUGUGCCUCCACCAGCAAAUUCUCCCGGGGCCUGAGCAGAGAUAAGGGAAGAGGUGCAGGCUCAUCCCACUGUCUACACGUCAGUCACCUCAGCCUCACACCUGCAGCCUCCCACCUGCGGCCAACUUCACUUUGUAAGAUGAGUUGUUGUUGCUGUCGUUGUUAUUGUUGUUGUUUUAACUCUUCCCAAGGGAAAAUUCAGGUCACCACUCAAGUAGGCCAAGGCAGACCAUCUGCUUCUACAAGCGGUCCCACCAUGGAGCCUGCGAAAGCACAAAGCUGAGGGCCAGGUCCUGCCUUCUCCAGCAGGGAAAGGAGCCACCUAUGAAGAGCAUAGGGAAUGGUGCUAUUAUGUGGUAGUUCUGACCCCGGGUUCCUUGGGAAGGGCAGUGUUAGAACAGAGCUUGCAAAGAGGCAUCAACAUCAUUGCCUUUCUGCAGAUGAAAAUGUUACAGUAUAUGCACUUAUUCACACGUGUGUAUACACACACACACACACACACAAUCGUCAGUCACAGCUCCACGCCUGCCACGGGACGUGUGCUGGACACUACUGGGGCCCAUCCUGUUGGGAGGUCACCUUACUGAUGCUAAGGGCUAUUGAUUUUUUUUGGGGGGGGGUUGUUUGUUUUGCUUUGUUUUGUUUUGGGGAAGGGGGGUGGUGUCUGAAGAUGGAAAAGAAACAGUUAAGUCCAAACUCCAAAUAAUGCCGUAUGGAUCUGGAAAUCUGUGUAGACCAUGGGCAGGCAUUUGUCUCUGGCACGGCCACAUACCAGAUUCAAGAGCUUAGAAAGACCCCAGGAAGGCAUCACCCUCUCGUGGCAGAGAGGGAGCAAGGGGGGAGGGAUGUGGAGGGGCAAAGCUGAUAAAGCCUUCUCCUUUAACUUUUGUUAAUAGGGAAAAUGGCUGACGGAAGGAGAUGGUACAGGUCAAGACUUGGGGAGAAGUAGUAUGUAAGCCACCUAGAGGUUCUAUUUCCAGUUAGUAGGUCCUAGUCGAACUUAACAACCAAAGCUCCAUCCGAUUGUACUCUUGCCAAAACACAACAGACAUAUACUCGAACAUGGGGCGAAAGCAAUAACAUCCUCCCAUGUUCUUCACGGCUGCUGGAACCAAGUGGCUGGUUCAUUUGGUUGAUACUGAUCCGCCUUUAACCACGAUGGUUCAUUUCGUGUUUUUUUUUUUUUAA
Messenger RNA from Mastomys coucha (southern multimammate mouse), 4519 nucleotides. It is a transcript of the gene Rhobtb1, whose product is annotated as Rho related BTB domain containing 1. Gene Ontology annotation, molecular function: protein binding; GTPase activity; GTP binding. The record is from RefSeq and is a predicted model, not a curated record. Bases 359 to 2446 code for a protein of 695 amino acids. The transcript is spliced from 11 exons. Gene Ontology annotation, biological process: small GTPase-mediated signal transduction. Lineage: Eukaryota; Metazoa; Chordata; Mammalia; Rodentia; Muridae.